AUGGACUCCGGACUAGGUAUCCCUUUUGCCUCCAAAACCCUUUCCACUGCCCUCCUACCCUCUUCGAAACUGCCUCACUCAUCCUAUCGUUCGUAUUAUGGCCUCCACAACUCAUCUUGGCGCCUCAGACCGCAUCCUUUUGGACAUACCUUGCCGGGUCUGCAAGGACCACUCAUCGGGCAAGCAUUACGGCAUCUACGCUUGCGACGGGUAAGUGCCGGACACACGGUGUCUCUCAGAACAGUUUCUCUCUUCUCUUUUCUUCAAUUGGGAGUGUCGGCGAAUAGGGGUCGAGAAGAGGCAACCUGCAGACCGUUUCGUGAUGCCGACCUUCACACUCUUGUCUGGAAGAGGUUGCUUGGCCUGCCUCACCAGAAGGCGACAGUAAAGUAUGAAGAGAAGAUGGGUCUCGAAGAUUCCCUUAAAUUUUUCGUCUAUAAGUAG
Protopolystoma xenopodis is the source of this 444-nucleotide messenger RNA. The record is from the annotation of a GenBank genome assembly. NCBI's taxonomy places the organism in Eukaryota, Metazoa, Platyhelminthes, Monogenea, Polystomatidea, Polystomatidae.